This is a messenger RNA of Gastrolobium bilobum, 1545 nucleotides long. RefSeq names its product protein DETOXIFICATION 51-like. The coding region runs from base 1 to 1545 and encodes 514 amino acids. The record is from RefSeq and is a predicted model, not a curated record. The transcript has a single exon. Gene Ontology annotation, molecular function: antiporter activity; xenobiotic transmembrane transporter activity. Gene Ontology annotation, cellular component: membrane. Gene Ontology annotation, biological process: xenobiotic detoxification by transmembrane export across the plasma membrane. NCBI's taxonomy places the organism in Eukaryota, Viridiplantae, Streptophyta, Magnoliopsida, Fabales, Fabaceae.
AUGGCAACAAAAGCAGAGCAAAUACCUCUGUUAGUGGAUUACAACUUCACUGAGCCAGAAAAACAAAACCAGUUUCUAACAUGCUCAUGUUCAACCAUAAUUGCAGAAGUCAAAUCCCUCUUGUUCCUAGCGUUCCCCAUAGCCCUAACAGCUCUCAUUUUCUAUUCCCGUUCCAUGGUAUCCAUGUUAUUCCUUGGCUACCUCGGAGACCAGGAACUCGCGGCGGGUUCUCUAGCCAUAGCCUUCGCAAACAUAACCGGCUACUCGGUCCUCUCCGGUCUGGCUCUGGGAAUGGAGCCUCUCUGCACACAAGCCUUCGGGGCAAAGCGUCCCAAGGUGUUGUCGUUAACCCUUCAGCGAUGCGUGAUCUUCCUAUUGGUGUGUUCCAUUCCAAUCUCAGUGCUGUGGCUAAACAUGUCGACAAUCCUCUUGAGCUUGCACCAGCAACCAAACAUCACAAGAAUGGCUCACACCUACCUCGUCUUCGUUCUCCCAGACCUCAUCACCAACUCAUUCGUACACCCAAUCCGCAUUUACCUUCGCGCGCAGGGAAUCACACACCCUCUCACCUUAGCGUCCCUCGCUGGAACCCUCCUUCAUUUCCCCUUUAACUACCUUCUCGUCACGCGGCUCCGCCUCGGCGUCGCCGGAGUAGCCGCCGCAUCCGCCGCUUCCAACCUCUCCAUCCUUAUCUUCCUGGUUGCGCAUGUCUGGAUAACAGGCUUGCAUAAGCCAACGUGGACGGCGCCGAGCCGAGAAUGCUUGAGCGGCUGGAUGCCAUUGCUUCGGCUCGCCGCGCCGAGCUGCGUGUCCGUUUGCUUGGAAUGGUGGUGGUAUGAGAUCAUGAUCGUUUUGUGUGGGCUCCUUGUGGACCCCACCGCAACCGUCGCUUCCAUGGGGAUCCUCAUCCAAACAACGUCCUUCAUCUACGUGUUUCCUUCCUCCCUCAGCUUCGCGGUCUCCACCCGGGUCGGGAAUGAACUCGGGGCGAACCGCCCUUUUCGGGCCAAGUUAUCCGCCGUCCUUUCGGUCUUCAUCGCCGUCAUAAUUGGCUUCUCCGCCUUGUUGUUCGCCACGGGGAUGAGACGCGGCUGGGGACGGAUGUUCACCGCCGAUGAGGAUAUCCUGCGGCUGACCUCCUUGGCGCUUCCGAUCCUGGGUCUUUGCGAGCUCGGGAACUGCCCCCAGACGGUGGGGUGCGGUGUCGUUAGAGGUACGGCGCGGCCGAGCAUGGCGGCGAACGUGAACCUGAGCGCGUUUUAUUUGGUGGGGAUGCCGGUGGCGGUUGGGCUUGCGUUCUGGCUGGAGGUUGGGUUCUGCGGGCUCUGGCUUGGCCUGCUUUCGGCCCAGGUCUGUUGUGCGGGGCUGAUAUUGUAUGUGAUCGGGACCACCGAUUGGGAUUUUGAAGCCCAGCGGGCCCAGCUACUGACGUUGGUCGAUUACGCGGGUAAUGAAUCGGGCGGUGAUGAUGGAAUCAUGGACGGCAACAAACAGCCAUCGACCGUUGAUGAAAAUCAAACCCCCAUACUCUCGCUGAUGGUGUAA